AUGGCCCUGCCAACCCUUCAGUUCCUUGCGGGGCUCCUGCUCCUGAUAUACCUGCUCUCGUUUGUCCUAUUUGCCUUUAUACGUAUAGCCACCGGCGUAUCCAUACAGCGACUCGGCCUCCGGGGCCUGCGACGUAUCGCCUUUACCCCCAAGGAUGGCCUGCGCAUCGAAAUCCGCGGCCUUGGCUUUACCCUCCAUCGACCUACCUUCGCCCAACCGACGGUAGUCAGCAUUGUUCUACACGAGCUCAAGGUCACGGUAGACCUCAAGGCGCUUGGAGAGAAGCCGCGGAAGAAGACGGGCUGGGCACAUUGGGCCAACGGCACGACACAAAAGGGCAAUAGCGGCCAGAACACCCCGGAACCCGUGGCCGACGACGACGACGAGGAGACACAGAGAAGCCAGACGUGGAAGAGGCUCACGGAUGCCAAGGAGAAGAUCAAGCGCCUGCACAGGAACAUCAACUGGCUCAGGCAGGUCGAUGUCGUGGCUCACGCGACCACCCUCGUUGUAGUCGACGUGGGCUCAGUGCAGGUCGGUGGCCUUAAUCUGGCUGUAGAUACCAGGCAAAAGACGGUCGACCGCAGCCGCCUCUUCAACCACCACAAGCCGAAGCCAGACCAGGAACAAUGGCCUGCCGAGUGGCUCUUCUCCGCGCGCAGCAUCUUGUUCACUCCAGAAGGCAGGGAAUCGACUGAGCUGCUCGACCACUGCACUCUCAACGUUCACGGCUUCCUCAAGAAAGAGCUCGAGGGCCUGCGCGAUGCAUCCAUCGCACUCAAACUGGGCCGACUCCUCAUUCCAUAUGACGACGUCAAGUUAUGCAUUGAGAGAGCCCAGAAGUGUCGCAUGACCGGCCCUCGGAAAAGGAAUCGUGGCAGUCGCACAGAUGUAUCGCUCAGCGAUGUCAUGGAAGAGCUUGAAGACCCGAACAGUCGCGAAGAAAACCUCGUCCGUACUGUCUCCGAUUCCCGCGAGUUCGCCAGCUCCAUCCUGCGUGGAAUUCACGAGUUCCAGUUCGCUGUCGGUUUCCUCGGCCUCACCAAGCAAAUCGAGACCGCCCAUAGCUCAGAUCCCCCAUUUUACCUCAAUAUCUCCAUGAAAGAAGUUGGCAUGGAUCUUCUACGCCUAGAUCCUCGCAGUCCUGCACAUCUCAUGUACUUUUCGCCCAACGACAUUGCCCACCAGGCUCUUCUUGCUGCAAUAUCCAUAUCGGUCGGUAUUGAUAAUAGCCAUGGUCAUCCUGAACGGCUCCUCUAUGUUCCAAUGGCCACAACGACCUUGAACACAACCCUCCCUUCGAAAACGAUUCAUUUCUCUAAUGAUAAAGAUAGCGCUGAGCGCAACACCAACAUACUCUUCGCCAACUUGGUCGUCACGUCGCCAUCUCUGGACCUCGAUCCCAAACAUCUGCCGCUACUAGUUGCUUUGUUCCAUAAUUACGAGACGAAUCGCAAGCCUCCCGAGACCAGACAACGUAAGCGCUACCUUUUUCGCCGACUGUUACCAAAGGCAAACAUCAAAAUGUCAAUACAUGAGCCUGUUAUCCGGGUCAGCCUACCACCGAUGGAUCUCGAUAGGCACGACAAGGACGAGUUUGACCUGUUAAUCUCUGCAUCCUCAUCAAUAUCAUUGGACAUGGAGUCAUCACACUCUGCGGAUGGCGAGUUGCAUUAUGCGCUGAGCUCAACUUUCCGCAUGAACGCACAGCAACUCUAUUAUCAAACUGCAGCGAUCGAGAAGCACAAUUUGCUUCUGACAGAUUACCUGGAAGUCAAAGUGCAGAUGAGUGCAGCUCCUGACCCUAUUGUCGAGGUUUGGGGCACGGCACAGACAUUUUCCCUGUACAUGGUUCGGCCUGAGAUUAGCGAAGGACUGCGACAGAUCGUCACGAAAAUGUCAGCGGAUAUGGGCCGUCGGCGCAGCGUGCCUAAGAAAAAAGGGCUCAAUGCACUUCGCAGAUUACCAGCUUGGAUGACAUACGUUCACCUCCGAGGAUCAGACUGGAACGUGGAUGUCGCUGGAAUAGAUGCUGAUAUAUCGAAACACAGUCGAGGGGUCGGCUUGCAUCUGGAAUCUUGGACCGCGGAAUACAAAACAGGUCGGGAAGAAGAGGCGGACCUGAAGCCUGCAAGACGCCGUGCACCAAGCAGGACCAUCAACCGCGAAGAACACUUACUUAGAUCACCGCCCCCGACCUCGCCGAAAUCGCCGAAAGGAACGUCAGGCGACCCAACCGAUGGGAGACGACUUGCUUUACAUUUCUAUGGACUGGAGGGGUUAAUCAUCGAAGGGGAAGACCAGCCGGAGCAAGAACCGACGUUAUCAUUGCCUCGCAUGGAGAUCGCUCUGCAUACGCUCUCUGAUAAGCAGGGUCCGAUAUUCCACAUCCACUCGUACAGUCAGAACUUAUUUCUUCGCUAUUCGCUGUAUCGCCAUUUUGCCUUGUGCAUGGCGGUGCAAGUUCUACAGAGGUCUUUUGACUGGGACGUCGGGAAGAACAAGGCUGCGGAGCCAACCUCAACCAACUCGCCGCGACACCUGUCCGUACCGACGCUAGGCGAGGACACUGUCGAUCCACUUAGCGGAACUAGUCACGAGAUUGUGACAGUCGACGUUAAAGCCCAUUUCGUCCAGAUUAAAGCAGACAUGCCAGGAGAUCCGCCUCUUAUGCUUCAGAUCUACGGACUUGAGGCAGGAAAACAUCGCUGGACCAGCCCAUUCCUUCGGUCGCGCCUAGUGCGACUGUUUGCAGAGAACCCAGCCAUCAAACGGGCUUGGAGUCGUAUUGUUAGCGUCAAAUCCCUCAGACUGGAUUAUCGGCAAUCCAAGCUCAGAUACGGUCACACGAUAACGGACGAGAAAUCGUUCGAUAUCGCAACGGACGCCAUAAGAAUUGCUGUACCUCAUCAACUAGUCAUGCACAAAAUCUUUGACAACGUUGCCAACGUUGCCAAGACUGUCAAGCAGGUGCAUCAUCGCUUCAAGACUGGAACUAAUGAGUACGUUCUGGACAAGGAGGCCGAAGGUCCCAAGAUUGUGCCAAAGAUAUCGCUCCGAAGCCGCGCAGUGCUCUUCGAGCUGGAAGACAACGCUUUUGAAUGGAAGCUAGGGACUAUCUACCGCAUUGGUCUUAUGGAACAGAAGCAGAGGCUUGCUCGUGAACAUGCUUUUGAUCUGAAAGUGCGGAAACUGCAGCAGCAAGACGAUCAGCGUGGAAACUCUCGUUACCGCGCAAGAUCCGCACAUGACGUUCGCGGACGGAACAAGAUCAAGAAAAAGGACAAAGAGCUUAGAUUCCACCGACGCACGAAAAGCGCUGACUCAAGCGGUCAUAGUUCGCCGGACCGAGGUCGUUCAGAUCAUCCUAUGCGAUAUAACAAGGACGGUUUCAGCGGUCUUAGUGGGUCAUACCAGACGUCUGUACAAGAUGCACGCGUAAAGCUGAACCGCCUGAACGCUCAGACGUGGAAGAAGCGUAUCGACUUCGCGAUGACAACGCAGAAUCGGUCCAUGAGCGACAUCCGCUCAACAUUUUGGGGCCUGGAUGAGCUGCCGGACGAUAUCGAGCAGAAGGAAACCAUCCUUGCCGUCUCCCAACGUCCGGCACUUAUGGCACUCGCAGUCAGUGAUCUAGAAAUCGUCGUUGACAAGCCCUCGUUUCCUAUCUCGGAGUACCCGCGCUUCCUUCACCGCGUUGGCAAAGGUAUGCCAUUCGAUACUCAGUAUGCUCUCUUGAUCCCCAUGCAUGUUCAGAUACAGAUGGGGGAAGCCAAGAUCCACCUUCGGGAUUACCCACUGCCACUGUUGCACUUCCCAGCAAUCGGCAGCAUACAAUCGUCAAGACUGCCGAGCGUCUUGAUGAAAACAGAUUUCGUAAUAGCAGAAGAGUUCAGAGAUGUCGAAUCUUCACGCGUCAGUCGGGUUAUUGUGGUACCAUCGGAGGUGAACUCUGCAGGCGAGCCGACAGGCGGAUAUGCGGUCGACGUUCGUCGAACUGUGGCACCUGUCAAGACAUACUCGGAUAUGGCGAUCGACAUCAAUUCAGCAUAUCCAACUAGGAUUACUUGGGGCACUUCAUAUCAGCCAGCGAUUCAAGACAUGAUGCAAAUCAUCGAGAACUUCACAAAGCCCGCUAUAGACCCCUCUGAAAGGGUCGGAUUCUGGGACAAGAUCAGGCUGACCUUCCACUCUCGCAUUAAUGUCUCGUGGAAGGGCGAUGGCGAUGUUCAUCUGAUCCUCAAAGGUUCCCGCGAUCCGUACAUGGUCACUGGUCACGGUGCAGGCUUUGUCAUGUGCUGGCAGAACGAUGUACAACUCAGCAUCGCUCAGGAUGAAGACCCCAGGAAUUUCAUGGUCGUCAAAAGCGGAAGCUACGUGCUCGCUAUUCCAGACCUCAACCACUUUGCCCGUCACGACGCUGAGACAGAAGCUGUGGCCCGGCCAGAUACUGCGUCCAGCAUGUCUAGUCGUAGGCAGAGAGCCGUCUUCAAGAAGACUGUGAUGAAGCUCAAUGGCAAUGUGCGCUGGGUUGCUGGGUUGGUAUUCGAGCGCAAUAUGGACGAUGGUGGGCGUUCAUUCAACUUCAUUCCUCACUACAACGUCACUCUCAAGAAUCCAAAGUAUGCAAAGGCAUCGAAUGGAAAGGAGUAUGACGCUUUCAGAGGCUUCCGCAGCCAUCACAUCCACAUGUCUAUUGCUAUCGCCGCUCCAUACGACAGAGAAUGGUCUGUCGCUAAUUUGGAGCCAUCGAAAACCUACAACAGUGUUCAUCUCUCCCCGCGCUUCUUUACACAUUUCUACAGCUGGUGGUCGAUGUUUUCCGGUGCAAUGUCGUUACCCGUACGUCAAGGAAAGCUGUGGCCAGGGGUAGAGAAGUCCAGUAAGAAGUUCGGGCGACACCUUGCGACCAUCAAGUACAAUCUGUUGCUGUCACCUCUGUAUAUGAGUCAUAUCUACAAGCACAAGGACGCAGAGGAUUAUAGUGCAGGCGUCGUCUCUGCUACUGGACUAAAGGCGCGUCUCGAUAGCUUCAUGUUCGAUCUCCACCAGCGCCGCGAAGAAUUCAGAACCCUGGUGCAAGCGCCUGAAGGCCAGCAGAAUAGCAGGCAAAACAAGACAACCGGUAUGCGCAUCAAUCAGGUACAGCUUGACCUCAUUCGUACGGACAUUCGAGCAGUAUCUGCAUCCAUCUCAGGGACCGGCUCUGAAGACGUCGACAAUGCGACCGCGGAUGAUCUUGCCAGCUACAACCAAGAGUAUCUCACAGCUGACUUGUCAAAAUUCACCAUCCCAGACAACGAUUUAGGAUGGGUGGACAUGGAUGACUUUAUCGAGCUCGGUUGGAUCCUGCCUUCACGUCGACAUCCCGAAACGCAGAUUUUACCACUUGCCUUCGCCCCGCGCUUCACUUACUUCCGCCAAACUGACCACAGCAACAACAUCUCAGGAGACAAACACCGAAAGAGCGCAUUCGGUAAUGAGCCGACUCAUCACUGCGUCAUCUCAGCACGGAACGAUCCACGCCGGGUGCAGUGUCACCUCAUUGAACAACGGAUUGAACGCGUGAAGGAACAAGUUAGUCAUAACCAGCAAGCUGUGAAUGAGCAAGAGCUUAAGGUCAUACGCGAACCGUCAGAAGGAAAAGAUGAGUCGCAGCGUCGUCUCGAAGCACUGCGAAACCAUACCCAGUUCCUUCAGCGGAAGUUAGAGUUCCUGUCUGCCAUGCAUACCAGUCUGUUGGAGCGUUUAGAGAGUGCUUCUUCCUCCCCAGGCAAUCCUGUUCCAGAGCCUGAGACAGACGGAGAAGAUGAGUACUUUGAAGCAGACGGUGGUCAAGACGCGGUUGACUCAGACGGCAAGCCAGCGGACUCAGCUCCCAAUCCUAUCACCGAUUUCACCAACGAGUUUAACAAUCGGUUCAUCAUCCAUAACAUCCACCUGAAGUGGGGCAAUUCUUUGCGAAACAUAAUACUCCGCUACAUUCACCAAGUCAGUCAGCGUCGAGGUUUCGUUUAUUAUAUGUCUCGGAGAGCUGUGAAGUUCAUACUCGACGUUGUUGAGGAGCAAAGCAAGUCCCGCGGACCGUCCACGUCUGGGCCCGAUGAAACACCCAUGGCUGGUGAUAACGAAGCAGGACUAAACAUCGACGAAACAAUUGAACAGUUUCUGCGCGACGGGAAGAAAUUCGUUGAUGCUGAUGAGGAAGAUGCUAAGAGUAAGACUACCGAUGGCACCUCUGGAGGUACUAAUGAGCCUUCACCUGCAAAUCCUGCAAAGGCAGACGAAGAAGUCGCAGACGACUAUGUUUCUCAGAACUCAUAUCUCGUGCGUCUUAUUGCGCCGCAAAUCCAGUUGCAAAGCGAGAAAGACACAAAGUCUGCAGUGCUUGUCACAGCGAAAGGCAUGCAGCUCAAGGUUCUACAGAUCAUGGACAAGGACAGAGUCAUGGACGAGGUAUCAGGCCUAGUCCAACGAAGGUUCAUCGCGGCUAUGGACAGUCUACAAAUUUUCGUCACGAAUUCAAAGACUUUCAGUAGUCCGGAGGAUAUUCACAUGUACUCCGGCAGCAUGUACGGAACCCCUGCUGGCUCGGCAUGGCCACCAUGGGUACCUUUCGAGGUCAUGUUUGAAUUUCACAGCAAUCCUUUCGGGUUCCAGCGCGUGGUACAAAGAACUUCAGCCAGUAUGCGAUAUGAUAAGCACAACGCGCUGCGUCUGAAGUAUAACGACGAUGUCUCGGCUGGCGACUCUUCUUCUUCUACCGACAACAUGGAGAGUCGAAUUGACCACCUCUGGGUGGAUUUCCCACACGUGAGAGCCCUAUGUGACUCUAGACAAUACUACGCGAUGUAUGUCAUCGUACUAGAUCUACUCUUGUACCACGAGCCAUUGGAAAAGACGCGUAAUGAGCGACUUGAGAAAAUCAUGCUUGCCUCUGACUUCACCGACCUUGCCGGGGCUCCAAACCUAGUCAUGGGUCUUCAGGAACGCAUUCAGCAGCUCGAGGAGAUCAAGACUGUCUUCCAGGUCAACGAGAAGUACCUGGACAAACAAGGAUGGGAAGAUCGUAUAGAGGUCGAGAAAGACUUGGCUGUUUACGAGGAUGAACUAUUCUUCGUCAUGAAAGCGAUCACAACCGCACAGCGCAAGCAAGACGACCGUGCGCAAGCAAGACAGUCGACUGGGCUCUUGCGGAUGUACGUCUCUGCAUCUGACAUUGUUUGGCAUCUGCUUCGCGAAGGUGCCGAAUCGCUAGCAGAGUUCCAACUCAAGAAUGUAGCGUUCGAUCGCACUGACAACAACGACGGAUCUAAUUCCAACUCUCUAGAGAUUGAACAGGUGCGAGGUCUGAACCUACUACCCAACGCACUAUACCCUGAAAUGAUAUCGCCUUUCCUGGAGCAGGACCAGACUCUGCCGGAGAACGCCAGAUGCCUCAAGGUCUACUUCGUGGCACUAGAGUCGAUCGCAGGUAUCCCUGUUGUGGAGCAUUUUGAGGUUGAGCUAUAUCCACUGAAGGUGCAGCUAGAAUACCAGAUCGGCAAGAAACUGUUGCAAUAUGUUUUCCCUACGUAUGGCGACAGCAAGACUGCAAAUUCAUCGCCUUUCUUACUCAAACACACUCUACCGACCCAGGAUGAGGAGGAUGAGGAAGCUAAUAGCGUCGGGACAGCAAGCAUGAACGCUUCGCUCUCAACGGAUGACGGCGCAGUAGAAGCUCUCAAGCAACGACUUACGCCCACACUUCAGCUGCCUGAUCCGGUACAGAAGUCUGAUGCAAAGCGGAAGGGCAUGGUGAAGCGGCCGAGCGCUCACUAUUUCCGUUUCUUCAAAGAUAACAACGCGUCGCGUAGUGGAACCGAGCUCCGUCGCACUCUUCAUCCGAGCUCUGCAUUGAUUGUUCCUACGUUGGGUAGCACUUCCAACAACUCUUCUAGACCAAGCUCCGUUCGGUCAAGCACAACCAAUUCAAGCCAGACUGUAAAUGAGUCCGAACGAACCGCGAAACGCUUCGCGCUCUAUCGUACUGGUACCAAUUUGACUGAGAAGCGCACGAACAAGAAAGAAGUUAGGAGCGAUGAUUUGACAAAGAUGAUGAGUCGCGCAAGCGAGUUCAUGACUGUUGCUUACUUCAAGAUCCCCUCCAUGGUCUUGUGUCUCUCCUACAAGGGCAAGAGCACACGUAACUUUGAAGAUGUCCACGAUCUGGUCUUCAGGAUGCCUACGAUAGAGUACCGCAACAAAACUUGGUCCAAUUUGGAUCUCGUCACACAACUCAAGAAAGAUGUCUUAAGAGCGCUUCUAUCUCAUGCCGGUACGAUCGUCGGUAACAAGAUCUCGCAUCACCGUCCGUCAGCCAAAGCACAGUCUCGUCUUCGUCAAAUUGCGAACAGCAGCGCAAUGCUCAACACGUCUCCAGAUCUGUCCGGCACCGAUUCGAAUUCCAUGCGUGACCACUCACCCGGUGGAUCCGACCUCUCAGCCGAAGAUCGCAUGCCCCGCCGUUCCUUCGCAUCAGGACGCCAAGGUAGUCUUAUUAGCACUGUCUCGGAAGAAGGGUCAUCCUUGCACUCUUCAAAGCCGGCUUCAACCAACCAAGCACGUUCCACGCACGGUUCUAUCAUGGGCGGCUACAGUCAUAACAGCAGCGGCCUGGGCGUCGACGACGUCGAAGAUGGACGCGCAUUUGCUGAUGAGCUGUCAAGAGUAGACAACACAGAGCCUGUCCACGCAAACCUUAUUCAUAGCUUGAGUAAACAUAUUGCUGGGGUCAGCGCACCCUUCGCUGGACACAUGAGAAGCAGAGCUGGUAGUGGUGCAGCCAGCAUGCGAGCUGCGAGCGUAGCCACUGGCAUUAGCGGUGUCAGCGGAAGAGAAGGCAGCGUGAUGGAUGAUGACACGGACGGUCCGAAGACGAAGAAAGCGAAAGCUUUAGGGAAAAAGCUACUCGGUAGGGGGAAUUAG
Messenger RNA from Alternaria arborescens, 8967 nucleotides. RefSeq names its product UPF0648 protein. The coding region runs from base 1 to 8967 and encodes 2988 amino acids. NCBI's taxonomy places the organism in Eukaryota, Fungi, Ascomycota, Dothideomycetes, Pleosporales, Pleosporaceae. The transcript has 3 exons. The record is from RefSeq and is a predicted model, not a curated record.